This is a messenger RNA of Loa loa (African eye worm), 459 nucleotides long. Its product is annotated as small heat shock protein. The transcript is spliced from 2 exons. Lineage: Eukaryota; Metazoa; Nematoda; Chromadorea; Rhabditida; Onchocercidae. Gene Ontology annotation, biological process: response to heat; protein refolding. Gene Ontology annotation, molecular function: protein folding chaperone. Bases 25 to 366 code for a protein of 113 amino acids. The record is from RefSeq and is a predicted model, not a curated record.
UUUAGUGGUUGCAGAAGUUAAGAGAUGGAAGAAAAGGUAUUGGAACUAACGCAUAAUUGGAGUGCCGAGCAGUGGGAUUGGCCCUUGCAGCAUAACGAUGACGUGAUUAAAGUGACCAAUACGAAUGAUAAGUUUGAAGUCAGUCUGGAUGCUUCAUUCUUCACACCGAAGGAAAUCGAGGUGAAAGUUGCUGGUGAUAAUCUGGUCAUUCACUGCAGACAUGAAUCACGUGCCGACCAAUACGGUGAAAUUAAACGUGAAAUUAGUCGUACCUAUAAGCUUCCGUCGGAUAUUGAUACGAAGACCCUGACAUCAACUUUGACCAAAAGAGGACAUCUGGUCAUCGUUGCCAAAAAGAAGGCAUGAUUUCUUUAAAAGCUCUUCACGCUCUCAUGAUUUAAGUUUUGCCCGAUAAACCUUCUGAACAUUUGUCCGGAUUUCUUGCUUAUCCAUUCUGUG